This is a messenger RNA of Microcebus murinus (gray mouse lemur), 2113 nucleotides long. RefSeq names its product BCL2 antagonist/killer 1 (gene BAK1). Lineage: Eukaryota; Metazoa; Chordata; Mammalia; Primates; Cheirogaleidae. Gene Ontology annotation, molecular function: BH domain binding; porin activity. The record is from RefSeq and is a predicted model, not a curated record. Gene Ontology annotation, cellular component: mitochondrial outer membrane. Gene Ontology annotation, biological process: extrinsic apoptotic signaling pathway in absence of ligand; intrinsic apoptotic signaling pathway in response to DNA damage; release of cytochrome c from mitochondria.
CGGCCCCCGGAUCCGGCCGCCGCACAGCGACUUCCUCCGCAGCGAGCAGAUUGGAGCUGGGCGCCGCCGCACCUGGGACCGCCGAGCCUCGCGCGUCCCUCGGGCCGCGCCGGGGCACAGAGGCCGUAGCAGGCACCGGGGAUGCACUGACGCCCUUCCCAGAAGCCGCUCGCACCCCGGCCCUGGGAGCAGACCCAGCCCCUCGGAUCUCCAGCCUCGGCCCUGCCGAGCCACCCCGCUUGGGCCAGGAUUCCGGCAGGCUGUCGCUGCCCACCAUUGAGACCUGAAAAAUGGCAUCCGGGCAAGGCCCAGGUCCUCCCUGGCAGGGGUGCAGAGAGGCUGCCCCGCCUCCCACUUCUGAGGAGCAGGUAGCCCGGGACACAGAGGAGGUUUUCCGCAGCUACGUUUUUUACCGCCAUCAGCAGGAGCAGGAGGCCGAGGGGGCAGCUGCCCUCGCUGACCCAGAGAUGGACACCUUGCCCCUAGAGCCUAGCAGCACCACGGGGCAGGUGGGUCGACAGCUCGCCAUCAUCGGGGACAACAUCAACCGGCGCUAUGACUCAGAGUUCCAGGCCAUGCUGGAGCACCUGCAGCCCACAGCAGAGAACGCCUAUGAGUACUUCACCAAGAUCGCCACGAGCCUGUUUGAGAGUGGCAUAAACUGGGGUCGUGUGGUGGCUCUCCUGGGCUUUGGCUACCGCCUGGCUCUGCACGUCUACCAGCGCGGCCUGACCGGCUUCCUGGGCCAGGUGACCCGCUUCGUGGCCGACUUCAUGCUGCAUCACUGCAUCGCCCGGUGGAUCGCACAGAGGGGCGGCUGGGUGGCAGCCCUGGACUUGGGCAAUGGCCCCAUCCGGAACGUGCUGGUGGUUCUGGCCGUGGUUCUGUUGGGCCAGUUUGUGGUACGAAGAUUCUUCAACUCAUGACUCCUGAGGGGGCCCUUUGGGGUCCCAGCUGAGACCCUGCCAAACUUUCUCCCUUCCCCCUCCCCUGCAGGGGUCCCCCUCAAAAGUACAGAAGCUUUAGCAAAGGGACACUCCAGCUUUGGAGGGCCCCUGCCCAUGGGUCAGUCAUGGGGUGCCCCAACAUUGCAUGGUGCUAAUGGGCUCUCUCUCUGGGACCCAUCCUGUCAGAGGGGGCCCAUAGCCUCCCUCAGCUCUCUGGGACGCCUCCCCUUAGCCCUGUGUGCUGGGCACUGGGGAGACUGGUGGUGGUCGGGGGAAGAGACUGGGAGCUACUGCCUCCCAGGAAGUUUUUAAUGGUUUUAGCUUUUUAUAAUGCCCUUGGGACAGCCCCUCCUCUCCACGGCCACCACUCUGCCCAGAGCCAGGACAUCCGGGACAUGGGGGCCAGUGGGUCUACUCUAUGUUCCCCAGUAUUCAGCGUUUCUGGAAGGUCAGAACCUGAAAGCUGGGACUCUAGCCUGGUCCUGGCCCUUCCUAAGCAUCAUGUCUCCCAGGAGCAGGACUGGCUGGGAGUGGGAGGGCCAGGGUCCUGCUUAGUUCUCCCUGAGCCCACUCCUCCCACCCCAUACUGUCUUUGCAGUUGGACUCUCAGGGAUUCUGGGCCCGAUAUGUGGGGGAGGUGGGUGUAGGCCAGUGCUGUCUGAACUUAUCGGUCAGGUCAAGAGCCUGUCUCCCCAGGUCCUCUCAGUUCUCUCCCUUCCUCGCCCCUUAUAACCACUUCACUGCAGGUGAAGACCCUUGUCCCCAUCCCCGGAGGCCUUGGGUGAGGGCGUGCUGAGGCCCCUCCUUGUCCAGACUACAGGGCUUAGGACUUGGUUAUCAGGGAGUUCACCUUGGCGCUUCCGAGUGGGAGAAGGGCUUUCACCACCACUCCUCCCUCAUGCCCCGGGCACAGUGUAAUCCAGGGGUGUGGAUGGGGGAACUGUGAAUACUUGAACUCUAUCCCAUGCUCCUCACCUGCUAGAUCCCUCCGCAGGGUGGGGGUCAGAGUGCCUUCCCUAUCUUGCACAGCUCUAGGGAGUGGGGGUAAGGGGAGAAAAUUCCUGAUUAAGCCAAAUGCAGGGAGGGGAUGCUGAUGGAGCCUGCUGGCCACCCCCCAUCCUCUGAGUGUGUUUGAAAAUAAACUGUGUAAUCCCCUCACCUAGUAA